CAGACACAGACUCCACGUCUGUCCAUCACGUGGGUUUCUGGAGGACCUCAUGGAGGACCUCGUGGAGGACCUCAUGGAGGACGUCGGUAUGACCAGCGACGGCCAAGAUCAAAGAGACAAAAAACACCACGGGACAAACGGCAGACACGGCACGCUGGUCCCUCAGGGACUCUGGUCCUCACACCUGAACCAGAAGAAGAAGAAAGUAGUCCUGCAUUUGGACCUCAAGAACACCAUCGUGGUGUGGGACACUCUGAUGGAUCAGGGGACUGAAGUGUCUCUCAACAUUUUCCUCUCGACCGUCACCUGGGGACGGAUGAACCAAGGACAGUGGGAGUGGCUUAGUGACGCGCUCUCACUACUGCCGCCGCGCACAGACGCCGUCAGUUACUUCACUCAGUUUGGACGCACUCCUGGUUUCACCUCUGGGGCGGGGGAACGUUUCCGCCGCGUCCUCGAGGAACAUCUGGAUCUGCUGCGCUGGCCCGAGGAUGUCGAGGGAGACAGCGAGCUGUCCGCUAAAGGACCAGAUGGACAACUGUACCACUGGAUUGUCCCCUCCUUCUUCCAGCUGCUCAAAGACUUGACGCAGGAAGGACAGGACUUUGCCGUCCUGUUCCGGACGUUUGGAACCGACCUACCUCGUGCGCUGAGAGCGAUGAACAGAGCGCUGAAUGAAGGAACUCACCCGCUGUUCCCCGAUCUGCCUGAUCUCAAGUUAAGUGUGAACAUGACUCCAGGAAAGAUCUGCUGCAGCCAGAGCGGAAUCGUCCUGAGUCAAGGUGAGAACCGCGUGUCAACGAUGCAAGACGGAGACCGCGGCCUGUAUCAGUACCUCAGCUCAUUCCAGGGCCUGGGAGGCUUUCGGGACCACUUUGACUGGUGGGAAAGUAAUUCUUUCUCCAUCCGUGGAGGGAAGCCGAUGUGGGUGGACCCGUUUGACAAGUGCGUUCAGCACAUCUUCAUUGACGACAACGUACGACCCAACGAUGAGCAUACCAUCGUUCAGCCCAAGGUCUUCCUGGACCCAGGUGGUGAUGACACUCGUCUGGCCUUGACCCCUGACCUCUACGACACCGCGCUGGUCCAGUGCGACCUCCUGCGAGCCAUUUCUGACCGCAGCUACUUCACUGAACGUGUGCGCGGCUGCCUGAAGAAACUGGGCUUCUAUUCGGAGCUGGUAUUUACACCCAGAGAUCUGGUCACAUGUGGUCAUCUCCACCAGGGAUCAAUGACAGAAGGUGCAACGUGUUAAUAGCAGAUGCUAGUGAUGAAGUCAAUGAAUGGAUUUGUAAGAACAGUCAAGAGGAGCGUGGAGAAGAUUCUGUUAGAUCAGGAGGUAAAAGGUUCUAAAGAGGAGGUUCUGCUCGUGCUCCUGUGUAAUUGACGGCUUCAUCAUGUCAAAGGUCAGACACAUUAGUUUACAGUGAGUUCCAGACUGACUGUGAUUGAUGACGAUGAACAUGUGGCGAUUUACUCACAAAGCAAAUGGUUCAACAGUUUGCUGUGUGUGUGUGUGUGUGUGUGUGAGUGUGUGUGUGUGUGUGUGUGUGUGUGUGAGUGCGUGUGUGUGUGUGUGUGCGUGUGUGUGUGUGAGACGUCUUUUCCCAGUCUGAUCAAUGACUUUUAUACACACAGCAGAUUUUCCUCAAAUAAAAGUGUCUAAUUAUGUCCCAAA
This is a messenger RNA of Solea solea (common sole), 1678 nucleotides long. RefSeq lists its product as uncharacterized. The transcript has 7 exons. The coding region runs from base 50 to 1255 and encodes 401 amino acids. NCBI's taxonomy places the organism in Eukaryota, Metazoa, Chordata, Actinopteri, Pleuronectiformes, Soleidae. The record is from RefSeq and is a predicted model, not a curated record.